AAUGGCGUCACUUCUCAAAUUUGCUACUAAAUGCGCUAUUGGUGGGGGUGCAGUUUACGUAACUUUAGAAGAAGGCGUAUGGAGUUCAAGUAAUCAAGGCUCCAAAGCACUUGCGACAGUACGGACUAACGUGAUUCCCACGGCAGCAGAAUAUUUUGAGAAACUGAAAGAAAGGGCUGAUGUUCGAACAUCCGUUGCCACAUCUUGGAAUUUCGGGGUACAAAAAACGUUUUCGGCUCUCCUUGCUGCUCCAGAAACGGUCCAGAUAUACUCAGUCAAGGGAUACAACUACGUCAGGACAUCUAUGGAACGUUAAUAACAGACAAAAUGAACUUAAGACUCUCACUGUGUUGAGACAUUUGGUGAUUUCUAUGGAAAGUGCUAGAAUGCAAAUUUUCAAGUGGGAAUGCUCAGAGUUAGGACGCGUCUCGAAAACCUCCAGAAAUUUAUUUGUCUUUUUUUCAUGAAGGCAGGAUUUCUGCCAGUGGGGGUGGGACAGGGGUACACAUACCAUACAGUUUAAGAGAGUACUUUCACUAAGUGAUGAAUUUGACUUGAGAUGUGUGCAUAGAUUAUUGUUAUUUAUAAGUAAAAAUAAAUAGAGAUAAAUCUGA
Molecule: messenger RNA, 614 nt
Organism: Lineus longissimus
Lineage: Eukaryota; Metazoa; Nemertea; Pilidiophora; Heteronemertea; Lineidae
Product: MICOS complex subunit MIC13-like
Exons: 4
Coding region: 2-316 (104 amino acids)
Biological process (GO): cristae formation
Cellular component (GO): mitochondrial crista junction; MICOS complex
Source: RefSeq, a predicted model, not a curated record